AUGGGUGCCAAACGAAAGCAGCCCAGUGGGGAGACCGCUCCGGCUGUCACAAAUGAUGAGGCUCGUGCGAGCGCUGAAGGCAAUGGCAAGAAUGCACAGCAUGUGGCGGGCAACGGGGUCAAAGAAAAGAAGGAAAGGGGAAGCAAUGAGGAUCUCAAGCAGAUUCAGGCCACAUUUAAGUCCAGCCUCUUCAGGUUGCAAGUCACUGAAAUGCUGAAGGAGGUUACCGUGGAUUACUCAAAAGCGGCGGUCAUCGGCGGUGCCCUCCAAGCCCUCAAGAUCUUCCUCGACUCCAUUCCAGAGCCCGGUGCCCCUUUGUCCCCAAACUUAGUUAGCGGCUAUGCAGCCGCACUUGGGGUGCCUGCGGCAAAGCUGCAAGGGUUGAGGCUUAUGCGGCCGGCGAGGGUAGAGGUUGUAGGCAGCUUCGUUGGAAAAACGGUGGCAAAACCGGUGCAAAAUGUGGAUGUGGCGGUUGAAAUCCCCAAGGCGUUCUUCCAUGAAAAGGAUUAUCUCAACCACCGCUACCAUGCGAAAAGGGCCCUGUAUCUUGCUGGACUUGCAAAGAUUCUUGAAGCGGAGUGUAAGGCAUUCGAGUCUGCUAAGGUGGUCCCAUUCAGGGGGGACGCGAGAAAGCCCAUCCUCGUCCUUACACCAGGCAAAUCAGAGACUGGCGCUACAACAAAGUUCGUCGUCCGUAUCAUCCCGACAAUUGACCAGGGUACUUUCGACACCGUUAAGCUCGCGCCAAAGCGGAACAAUCUUCGGAACGCAAAGACUGAGAGUGGGGAGCCGCUCCCGACGCCGCAGUACAGCAACUCGAUUUUGGAGGACAUGGGGCUGGCAGAGCAAUCAAAGCUGCUCCAAUCAGCGCUUGCCACGUGUCCAGCCCUGGGAGAGGCGAUUGUGCUUCUCAAGGUUUGGGCUCGGCAACGUGGGUUCCAUGACGCGCCGGACGCAGUGAAUGGUUUCCUGCUUUCGAUGCUGGCAGCCCAUCUGACCAGCGCGGCGGGAGGGCGCAAAAUCGGCGCACACAUGACGACCUACCAGAUCUUCAAGGUCGUACUGAACGCCCUCGCGCACGUCCCCAUGCUGGAGAAGGGCGUCUUCCUGACGGACGCUUCCGGACACACGGACGUGACGUCAGCAAAGCGUGCGGCGCUGCUGGCGGCGUUUGAUGUCGUCAUCGCCGACCCGAGCGGGCGGGUCAACCUGGCUGCGCGCGUCACCAAGUCUGCGGCUGCAGAGCUGGCGAGAGAGGCUACCCGCGGGCUGGCCCUGCUCGUCGCCGACGGGGACGACAACGAGGCCUUUGACGCGCUCUUCAUGACGCCUGUCGCAUUUGCCGAACGCUUUGAUUUCUACGUCAGAGUGACGACAAGUUCCGGCGUUAGCAGGGACGAGCCUUCAACUCCGGACGUUCCGGACGCGCUGACGUCGUCCGAUGUCAGCAGCUUUCGGACGGAGGAGGACCGCAUCGAGUUGCUCGUCGCCCAGGGGCUGGGGGAGCGCGCGCUUCUGGUGCGCGCGCGCCGGCGGGGGUUGGAGCCCAGUUGGCAAUUAGAGAAGGGCCUUCCAGCAGCGGCGGAGGGCAGCGUUCUGGUCGGGGUCAGCUUGGCAGAGCCAGAUGUCGCCUUCCGAUUAGCCGACGUCGGGCCGAGUGCAGACGACAAGGAGGCAGCCAAGAAGUUCCGGGACUUCUGGGGCCCGAAGGCCGAGCUGCGGCGUUUCCGCGAUGGCCUGAUUGCGGAGACCGCCGUGUGGGACUGCCCCGACCCAACGGAGCGCCACCUUGUCGUCGAGCGCGUCGUGCGCCACGUGCUGUGCCGCCACCUCCCGACAGUCCCGGGGAAAGUCGACGUCGUCGCAGGGCAGCUCGACGAAGUGCUGCAAGAAAAUGGCACAGAUCCCGCGGGAGUGAUGCCCACUCUUCUGGACGCUUUCACCAAGUUGUCGAAGCGGCUGCGCGGUCUGACCGACCUGCCGCUCAAGGUGGUCAGUGUACAGCCCCUCAGCGCAGCCCUCUGCCAUACUGCCGUCUUCCCCCCCCAGCCCCACCCCCUCGCGUUCGACGGCGAAAAGCCCCCCCCCGAAGCGGCAGAAGCCCUGCGCUCAAAGAAAGUCCCCGCGUGCCUGGACCCUCUAGGGGUUCUGCUGACGCUGGAAGGGUCCGGACGGUGGCCGGACGCGCCCGCAGCCGUUCGGAAAAUGAAAACCGCGUUUCUGCUGCAGAUUGCUAAGAGCUUGCGAGACAACCACUCUGUCCACGUCAUCGCCGCCGAGGACGCAGUCGACGUCCUAACCGACGGGUUUGCGUUCCGGUUAGCGCUCUUUUACGAGAAAGACCCGACCCGGUUAAGGAAACCCGGCCCAGUUCCGGGCACCUCUGGUGCAAACCUGAACGGCAACACAGAACCCGCAGCGGUUAGUUUAGAAUCGGAUCUUUUGUUGCGGAGCACGCACGCCAACCUCCUCCAAGCAGUGCAAGGGCAGCACCCCGCGUUUGGCGCCACUGUAAGGCUGGCCAAGCGGUGGGUGUCGAACCACAAGUUCUCGGCCGCGCUGCGCGACGAGGCCGUCGAGCUGCUGGUGGCGUCACUGUUCGUACAUCCCGGGCCGUACGUGGCGCCCCGGACGCGCGUCGCCGGACUGCUCCGGUUCCUCAGCUGCCUCUCCUCGCACGACUGGGCGAAUUUGCCGCUGAUAGUGGAUGUGAACUCCGACCUGACGCCCGCCGACCGAGAAAACAUCCAGGCGGCAUUUCAACGGAGCCGGAAGCAGCCCGCCACCGGCCCCGCUCUUUUCCUCGCCACGCCCCACGACCCAGAGAGUGCCACGUGGACCAAUAAGCGCCCGACGCCGGGCGAGCUCCGGCGGCUGGUCGCCUACGCCCGGAGCUCCGCCGCGCUGCUGAGUCAGCAGAUCGCGGACCAUUCGGACGACGACAGGUGGCAGUCCGCGUUUCGGACGCCGCUCGGGGUGUACGAGUUCCUGGUGCUGCUGAGGAGAGACGCGCUGCCGCACCCGCAGAGGACGCUGUUCCCGGCGGAGGAGGCCCUCGGGACGGAUCACCGGAAAACAAAGGGGGAGGCCCCGUCUGCGGCUUGGCUGCCACGAUCCGCUCUGAAUAAGGGCCAUGACGUAGCGCGACAAGGCCUCCUGGUCGGGUUUGACCCCGUCACCCUUCUGAGACAAGAGGUUGAGGAACGCUUUGGAGAGUACGUUGUUUUGAGUCAAGACAAGCACGGGGCGGACGCUUUGGGUGCCACGUGGACGGCCAAAGCGAAGCAGGCGGCGCUCGAUGGUAUUGGAAUCGGGAAGCCCGUAAAACGGAGGAAAGUGCAAGGGGUGGAGAAGGGCGGGCCCAGCCCUUUCGAUGAAGCAUCAAUUUUGCAAGCGAUCAAGAGUGUAGGAAAGGGGCUCGUAAGAGACGUCCAUCUUGUGAAGGCAACAGCACCAAAGGCCUCUUGA
Klebsormidium nitens is the source of this 3468-nucleotide messenger RNA. Lineage: Eukaryota; Viridiplantae; Streptophyta; Klebsormidiophyceae; Klebsormidiales; Klebsormidiaceae. The record is from the annotation of a GenBank genome assembly.